This is a messenger RNA of Neltuma alba, 2731 nucleotides long. RefSeq names its product monosaccharide-sensing protein 2. Gene Ontology annotation, biological process: transmembrane transport. The transcript is spliced from 7 exons. The record is from RefSeq and is a predicted model, not a curated record. Lineage: Eukaryota; Viridiplantae; Streptophyta; Magnoliopsida; Fabales; Fabaceae. Gene Ontology annotation, molecular function: transmembrane transporter activity. Bases 348 to 2561 code for a protein of 737 amino acids. Gene Ontology annotation, cellular component: membrane.
AAUGAUCACUGAUACUGCAAUUUUCAAUUGGGAGGCUAUAGAAACUGAUGGUGAUAUAGGGGAGAAUCGAGGGGGAGAUAUAUGUAUUCGACCUCUUCAGCAGCAGCAGUAGCCACCAGCCAGUUCAUGCUUCUUCAUCAUGAAUCUUCAUUCUUUUUAAUCUGUAAAUUUAAUUUGAUAUCCAAGCAAGAGCUCUACUUAGGAAGUUCUUUAGUUCAAUCUUCUAAUCCAAGCAUCCAAUCUCCUUUUCUUUUCAUCUCUUUACAGACGAAAUUGCAGUGUAAGCCAUCGAUAUUCUCAGGUUACUUUACAGGACGCUGCAAACUUAAAUUCAUCUGUGACUGGAAAUGAAGGGAGGAGCCGUGCUAGUGGCUAUUGCAGCUUCUAUCGGUAAUUUUCUGCAAGGAUGGGAUAAUGCUACUAUUGCUGGUGCCAUUGUUUACAUUAAGAAGGAUCUUGUUUUGCAAUCAACUGUUGAAGGACUUGUGGUAGCCAUGUCCCUCAUUGGAGCAACAUUGAUUACAACCUGCUCAGGUUCCAUAUCAGAUUGGCUUGGUCGGCGUCCAAUGUUGAUAAUAUCAUCUACGCUUUACUUUUUCAGUGGUUUGGUGAUGUUAUGGUCCCCAAAUGUGUAUGUGUUAUGUAUAGCUAGGCUACUAGAUGGAUUUGGUAUCGGUCUUGCUGUUACUCUUGUGCCAGUCUACAUAUCUGAGACCGCUCCAUCUGAUAUAAGGGGAUCUUUAAAUACACUUCCACAGUUCAGUGGUUCAGGAGGCAUGUUUGUCUCAUAUUGCAUGGUUUUUGGCAUGUCAUUGACAACCUCUCCUAGCUGGAGAUUAAUGCUCGGGGUUCUUUCUAUUCCCUCCCUCAUCUAUUUUGUAUUAACAGUAUUUUUCUUGCCUGAGUCUCCUCGGUGGCUAGUGAGUAAAGGAAAGAUGGUCGAGGCCAAAAGGGUUCUUCAGAGAUUACGGGGCAGGGAAGAUGUUUCAGGUGAGAUGGCAUUGCUGGUGGAAGGUCUUGGCGUUGGAGGAGAAACAAGCAUAGAAGAGUAUAUUAUAGGCCCUGCUGAUGAAGUGGCUAAUGGCAUUGAACCAACAGCAGAUAAAGAUAAAAUCCGGUUGUAUGGAUCUGAAGCAGGCCUCUCUUGGGUUGCAAAACCUGUCAUGGGAAACAGUUCUCUCGGUUUGGCAUCCCGUCAGGGAAGCCUUGCCAACCGAAGCAUGCCUCUCAUGGACCCUCUUGUGACUCUCUUUGGCAGUGUACAUGAGAAGCUCCCUGAGACAGGAAGCAUGCUUUUACCAAAUUUUGGAAGCAUGUUCAGCACAGCUGGGCCUCAAAUCAAAGACGAACAAUGGGAUGAGGAGAGCCUUCAAAGAGAAGGUGAAGACUAUGCCUCAGAUGCUGCUGGGGACUCUGAUGACAAUUUGCAUAGCCCUCUAAUCUCACGUCAAACGACAAGUAUGGAAAAGGAGAUGCCACCUCCUCCUUCUCAUGGCAGCAUUAUGAGCAGCAUGAGGCGUCACAGUAGCCUCAUGCAAGGAUCAAGUGAGGCAGUUGGUAGUACAGGCAUUGGUGGUGGCUGGCAGCUCGCAUGGAAAUGGUCCGAGAAAGAAGGUGAAGAUGGUAAAAAACAAGGAGGAUUUAAAAGGAUUUAUUUGCACCAAGAGGGAACUCCCGGAUCUCGACGUGGAUCCCUUGCAUCAGUUCCUGGUGGGGAUGCUCUUGGUGAAGGUGAAUUUAUCCAGGCUGCUGCCUUGGUUAGUCAGCCUGCUCUUUACUCCAGGGAACUUCUUGAUCAGCAUACAGUUGGGCCUGCUAUGGUUCACCCAUCUAAGACUGCUUCAGUGGGACCAAUAUGGAAAGCUCUGCUUGAACCAGGGGUUAAGCAUGCAUUGUUUGUUGGUGUUGGAAUUCAACUACUUCAGCAGUUUUCAGGAAUAAAUGGGGUUCUAUACUACACUCCCCAAAUCCUUGAGGAGGCAGGUGUUGAAGUUCUUCUCGAAAAUUUAGGCCUUGGCACGACAUCUGCAUCAUUUCUUAUUAGUGCGUUCACAACCUUGUUAAUGCUUCCUUGUAUUGGUUUAGCCAUGAGGCUCAUGGAUAUAUCAGGCAGAAGGCAAUUACUACUCAGCACACUUCCUGUGCUGAUAGUGUCACUCAUUAUUUUAGUGAUUGGAAACAUAGCGGACUUUGGGAAUGUGGUGCAUGCAGUAAUAUCAACUGCAUGCGUUGUAAUAUAUUUCUGCUGCUUUGUGAUGGCCUAUGGACCAAUUCCAAACAUACUUUGCUCAGAGAUUUUCCCUACAAGGGUCCGUGGGCUCUGUAUUGCCAUAUGUGCCUUGGUGUUCUGGAUUGGAGACAUCAUCGUCACUUACACACUGCCUGUGAUGCUUAGUUCCAUUGGACUCGCUGGUGCUUUUGGAAUUUAUGCUGCUGUGUGCUGCAUCUCAUGGGUAUUUGUGUACUUGAAGGUUCCAGAAACCAAGGGUAUGCCCCUUGAAGUCAUCACUGAAUUCUUUGCUGUUGGUGCAAAACAAGCUGCUUCUACCAAGAACGAGUGAUACAACCACUAGGUGUUAUAUAUACUCUCCAAUGUUAGUUCCUGUCUUUCGUCUUUGAACAUUUGUGCUAGUUAGCAGCAUCCCCCUAAUGGACGAAGUAGAACAUGUGUUGUUCUUUCAUACGAAAUUUUGCAUUUUAGAUAUGAAACUUGGAAUAUCUUUAGUCGAAA